CCCCAGCUCGGCUCCCCUGAGCCCCGCCAGACCCCGCUCCGCCCGCGCCCCGCUCGGCUCCCGCAGCCCUGCCCGGCCCGCUGCUCCCUCCGGGGGGCCAUGGGGGCGCCCCCGGGCUACCGGCCGUCGGCCUGGGUGCACCUGCUCCAUCAGCUACCCCGCGCCGACUUCCAGCUCCGGCCCGUGCCCAGCGGCUUCGCGCCCCAGGAGCAGGAAUACCAGCAGGCCCUGUUGCUGGUGGCGGCCUUGGCAGGCCUGGGCCUGAGUCUGAGCCUCAUUUCCAUCGCUGUGUGCCUCAUCCGCUUCUGCUGCUGCCGCCCCCCACAGCCCCCUGGGCCCCAGAGCCCCUCCCCCGGCAAUGGUUGUGCCAUCUGGAGCUGCAUCACUGCCCUUCUCGUCGGCUGCGCCGGCAUCGGCAUCGGUUUCUAUGGCAACAGCGAAACCAGUGAUGGGGUGUCGCAGCUCAGCGCGGCCCUGCUGCACGCCAACCACACCCUCAGCGCCAUCGACGACCUGGUGCUGGAGACUGUGGAGCGGCUGGGUGAGGCCGUGCGGGUGGAACUCACGUCCCUAGAGGAGCUAGUGGCUACGCGCACGGAGCUGGUGGCCGCGGCCCGGGGCGCCCGGCGGCAGGCUGAGGCCUUGGUGCUGCAGCUCCAAGCACUGGCCUUCUGGCAGGGGGUGCCCCUGAGCCCCCUGCAAGUGGCUGAAGAUGUCACCUUCGUGGAAGAGUACAGGUGGCUGGCUUACGUACUCCUGCUGCUGCUCCAGCUGCUCGUCUGCCUCUUCACCCUCCUGGGCCUGGCCAAGCAGAGCAAGUGGCUGGUGGUGGUGAUGACGGUAAUGAGUCUUCUGGUUCUCAUCCUGAGCUGGGGCUCCAUGGGCCUGGAGGCAGCGACAGCUGUGGGCCUGAGUGACUUCUGCUCCAGUCCAGACACCUACCUCCUGAACCUGACCCAGGAGGAGACGGGGCUGGGCUCAGACAUCCUGGGCUAUUAUUUCCUCUGCAACCACGCCGUCUCCAACCCCUUUCAACAGAGACUGACUCUGUCCCAGCGAGCUCUGGCCAACAUCCACUCGCAGCUGCAGGGCCUGGAGAGAGAAGCCGUCCCCCAGUUCCCUUCUGUGCAGAAGCCUCUGCUGUCCUUGGAGGAGACGCUGAACGUGACAGAAGGAAACUUCCACCAGCUGGUGGCACUGUUGCACUGUCGCAGCCUAAAUAAGGAUUACAGUGCUGCGCUGCGGGGUGUGUGUGAGGACGCCCUGGAGGGGCUGCUGUUCCUGCUGCUCUUCUCUCUGCUGUCUGCUGGCGCCCUGGCCGCAGCCCUCUGCAGCCUACCCCGCGCCUGGGCCCUCUUCCCGCCCAGUGACGACUAUGAUGACACAGAUGAUGACGACCCUUUCAACCCUCAGGAAUCCAAGCGCUUCGUGCAGUGGCAGUCAUCUAUCUGAGCCCCUCCUCCGCACCAGGCCCGAGUCUGUCCCCCCUCUCCGGGCCCUCCCCGGCAGCCGGAGGAGACCCCACUAACCAGCCUGACUGGGCCCCCCACUUAUGACGCCCCUGGCCAUGGACACCCCACGCAGCUGCCUCCGGCCCGCGGGUGAGGUGAGGGACAGCCCCGGACCCGUCUGGAAGGGGCCACUUGCAGCACUAACACGGGAGCAGUGACUCAAAUAAAAGGGACUUUAUUUUA
Messenger RNA from Sorex fumeus (smoky shrew), 1694 nucleotides. It is a transcript of the gene TTYH1, whose product is annotated as tweety family member 1. Gene Ontology annotation, molecular function: intracellularly calcium-gated chloride channel activity; volume-sensitive chloride channel activity. The record is from RefSeq and is a predicted model, not a curated record. Gene Ontology annotation, cellular component: smooth endoplasmic reticulum membrane; plasma membrane. NCBI's taxonomy places the organism in Eukaryota, Metazoa, Chordata, Mammalia, Eulipotyphla, Soricidae. The transcript is spliced from 14 exons. The coding region runs from base 100 to 1452 and encodes 450 amino acids.